AUGAGAUAAACCCUCUCAGAUGGAUGCCGGUGCCACCAGCCUCAAGAGGAUCAAGUUUGGGAAGCUGAAGGUGGUACGUCGGCGCUUGCUGCAGAGAUAUGAGCACCAGCCCUUCAUCUCCUGCCUGGCUGGCUUCUACAGCUGCCGGUGGAAGCGGUACCAGCGCAGAAGGACCGAGCCCGGGAAAUGCUGCUGCAAGACGCGGGAAUGCAUGUUCUUCCCAUUGCUUGUUGGAGCAUUCUGCUUUUCUCUGAUCUUUCUGUAUAUGUGGGGCGAAGCAAAAAAUGACUACAAUAACUUUGAUUGGUAUAACUAUGGAAACUUGGGCUUUUGGUUUCUCUGGUCUCUUGUUCUUCUGAUUGUGGCUGCGAUCCUCUUCAUGUACAUCACACUCUUAUUGGUCCUAGCAAUGUGUCUGCUUGCAGAAGGUCAGCAGCUGUACUUGCACUGGAGUCACAAGAUUGGGACUUUUCUUGUCCUGGGCUUCUCUGUCUCAGCCCUCUUUGUAUUAUCUGUGCUGUGGGGAGAUCAGUGGAAAACUGUACGUCUGUCAUUCCAGAUCACAGCUCCCUAUCUCCACAUAGGGGCAAUAACCAUCAUGGUCCUCCUGUCCUGGCCUGUGGCUCUGCAUGCCAUCAGAGCAGAUAAGAAAGUUGUUCAGGUGAUAAUUGUUGGUCCAUACCUGGCUAUCCUUCUCUUUCUUUUCUUGAUACCUCUGGGGAUGUACUCACCUUGCAUCAGAGAGGUGGGGACACUUGGACCAAAGCCAGCCCUCAUUGGGCACCGUGGAGCACCAAUGCUGGCACCAGAAAACACUGAGAUGUCAUUUCAGAAGACCAUUGAACAUGGUGGAGAUGGUCUUGAAACAGAUGUAACCAUUAGCUAUGAUGGGAUUCCUUUCCUCAUGCAUGACAGCACCUUGAAGAGGACAACCAACAUUGAGGAGGUCUACCCCAAUGAGACUACUCAAAACGCAGCAUUUUUCUCCUGGGAUGCCCUGAAGGAGCUAAACGCUGGAACAUGGUUUCUUAAGGACAAACCAUUUUCAUGCAUGGGCGCACUGUCAAGGGAAGAUCAAAACCAGGCAAUGAAUCAGUCAAUUUACAAGCUAAGUAAUUUCUUGCGCCUCGCAGACAGUCAGAAUAAACUUGUGAUAUUUGAUCUCUACCGCCCUCCAGAGAAACAUCCUUACAGGAAUUCCUGGAUCAACAGAACCCUGGAAGUCAUCCUCAAUGAAUCAGGGAUUAAACCUCAUCUGGUCCUAUGGCUAGAGAAUGACAUGAGGUCCUUUGUUCAGUCCGUUGCUCCUGGGUUUCAGCAGACAAUGGGCAGUAAGGCCCCAGUUGAAGACCUACUGAUGGGCAAUAUUGUCAAACUCAAUUUGGCCUAUACUGAAAUGUCCAGUGAAGAUAUUCAGAAAUAUGCUGAGGCAAAUAUCACCACCAACCUCUAUGUGGUYAAUGAACCAUGGCUCUUCUCCUUGGCCUGGUGCUCUGGGGCUCACUCUGUGACCACCAAUACUGUCCACAUGCUGAAGAACCUCAGACAGCCACUCUUCCUUAUGACUCCACAGCAGUACAAAAUCAUGUGGAUCUUGACAGAUGUGACCUCCAUCUUCCUCAUCUCACUCAUCUUUGCUCUGCAUUGGUGGCGGGAGCGGAGUUUUUCCUGCUGUGCCCAUGAUGGUGGCACAAUGAUGGAGGGUGGCACCUACAACAAGUUCAGGACAGAACUCGGCAACAUGCCUGCAGUUGUGGCCUGACAGAGACAAGAAGGAGACAGACUUGCUAACUCACCAGUGACUGGAGAGCGGAGCCUCCCCUGAUACCUCCUCCUACCACCAGCUACCACACAAGGGUGGGAGUCACAGGACAGCAAAAUGCAGGCAAAGGCAUCAAGAAGGAGAAGCCCUGGCCAGGGGAGAUAGAUAGUUCAAAAAUGCAUGCCUUUUUUGGUCCUGUCUUGCUUGCCUACAGCUUUUCUUAUAAUCUCAUGCCUGGCGGGGAUGGACCAGGUUACAGGGGAGCACAGAUGGGGUUGUAGCUGUGACAAAGUUGGGCACCACRACUAGGUGCUAAAUCCCUUUGGCAGCAGCCACAUGGGAACCACAUGUCCCUCCCUCAUACUGUUGGUGUCCACAGGGMAACAAUCCUGAUACCCUCCUGUUACGGAUCCUCUGUUAGUGCAUCUGUUUGGUACAAGCUGCCACCAUCUGAGCAUCCUCCAGCCCUGCUUGUCCUUGGCUGCUGGUGUUUCUCCAAUCAGACUGACUUCCUCUGCUCCACACACUCCCUCAUUACUGGCAGAUCUUCUCUAGCCUCAAGUGUGCACCAUCCAUGCAGGAGAAUCCUACUG
Molecule: messenger RNA, 2355 nt
Organism: Nothoprocta perdicaria
Lineage: Eukaryota; Metazoa; Chordata; Aves; Tinamiformes; Tinamidae
Gene: GDPD4
Product: glycerophosphodiester phosphodiesterase domain containing 4
Exons: 15
Coding region: 20-1762 (580 amino acids)
Biological process (GO): lipid metabolic process
Cellular component (GO): membrane
Molecular function (GO): glycerophosphodiester phosphodiesterase activity
Source: RefSeq, a predicted model, not a curated record